Molecule: messenger RNA, 3169 nt
Organism: Gadus morhua (Atlantic cod)
Lineage: Eukaryota; Metazoa; Chordata; Actinopteri; Gadiformes; Gadidae
Product: rho GTPase-activating protein 6
Exons: 14
Coding region: 173-3079 (968 amino acids)
Biological process (GO): signal transduction
Source: RefSeq, a predicted model, not a curated record
AGGAAGCGCUGCGCGCGGGCAGAGAAGAGGACGUACCCGUUCGCCGCUGCGCAAUCAUGCGCACGAAUUCCGGAGAGAGCGCGUGGGUCUUUGACCGUUGGCUAAAGUAAGAAAGUUUAAAGUUUUUUUUUUAAACUCGGUUGAGAAGUGCGGGUAGCGGGUCGGAGGGACCAUGUCGUCCGCCGCCCAGGGGCUCCUGAGCAGCGUCUUCUCCUUCUCGUCGCCCGGCGCCAAAGCCAACGCCAAGCGGCGGCUGCGGCAAACGAGGAGCCUGGACCCGGCCAUCAUCAGGAACUGCGACAACACCGGGGGUCCCGGCAUCGGGGGUCCCGAUGGCUUACGGGUCGUGCCAACCACCGACUACUUUCCGUCGGACUUAGCAACGACGUCAACGUCGACGUCGUUUUCCCGACGCGGCGCGAAAAACAAGACUUUGACCCUGUUGGACGAGCCCAUCUCGCCGUCGCUGUCCACGCCGUCCAUCCCGUCCGAGGUGUCGCCUUCCUCCUCCGCCGCCCACGCCAGCUUUAGCUUCGACUACGGCGGCGGUGAGUCCCCCCACAACCCGGCCCGGGGGGCGGCGGGCAACAAACGGAAUACCGCCGGGGAUUUACCGGGUCUCGCGAGGUCCGCGGGGUCGUCGCUGAGCGGCAGCACGAGCGCGCUCUUCUCCCCGCGCAGGUGGCUUCAGAGGAAGGCGCCGCAGGCCGACGCGCAGGCGCAUGCCGUGUGGAGGUUCGAGGGCGACUACACCUGGAGCAGCCUGUCGGGGCGCUGUGUGCGUCUCACCGCGGUCACCAUCCAGAGCCUGUCGGAGCUGGAGCGGGCGCGGCUCCAGGAGGUGGCUUACGCACGCCUGCACCAGGACUACGACCUGGGCUGCCAGAUCACCAUGCCCAAAGAUGGUCAGAAAAGGAAGAAGUCGCUGAGGAGGAAGCUGGACUCUCUGGCCAAGGAGAAGAAUAAAGACAAAGAAUGCCAGCCGCAGGCGUUCAGCGUGGCCUUGUCCCAGGUGAUCGGCAACGACCGCACGCUCAGGCAGCGCCAGGACAGCUAUCGGCAGGACCCCCCGUCCAGAGACGACCAUAAGGACCCCUCGGACCUGGUGUCCUCCAUCCUGCAGUUCGCCACCAAGAGGCCGUCCAAUAAGGAGCUGUCGAGCAGUAACUCGUCCCUGAGCUCCGCGUCGGAGACGAACAACGAGUCCACGUCGCCCAACACGCCGGAGGCGGCGCCACGCGCACGCCGCAGGGGUGCCAUGUCGGUGGACUCCAUCACGGACCUGGACGACAGCCAGUCCCGCCUGCUGGAGGCGCUGCAGCUGUCCCUGCCGGCCGACGCCCCCAGCAAGAAGGAGAAGCUACGGGACAAGAGGCUCAGCCUGAACCCCAUCUACCGCCAGGUGCCCCGUGUCAUGGACAGCUGCUGCCAGCAUCUGGAGAAAUACGGUCUGCAAACGGUGGGGAUCUUCAGAGUAGGGAGCUCUAAGAAGAGAGUGAGACAGCUGCGGGAGGAGUUUGACCGGGGCGUGGACGUGCCGCUGGACGAGGAGUACAGCGUCCACGACGUGGCCGCGCUCCUCAAGGAGUUCCUCCGUGACCUCCCGGACCCCCUGCUCACCAAGGAGCUGUACACCUCCUUCAUCAACACCAUGAUGUUGGAGCAGGAUGAGAAGCAGUCGGUCACCCAGCUUCUGGUGUACCUCCUCCCAGCAUGCAACAGCGACACGCUCCACCGCCUGCUGGAGUUCCUGUCCACCGUGGCCGACCACGCCCACGACCAGCCGGACAAGGACGGACAGGAGAUGACGGGCAACAAGAUGACGCCUCUCAACCUGGCCACCAUCUUCGGUCCCAACCUGCUGCACAAGCAGAAGAACUCGGACAAGGAGUUCAGCGUGCAGAGCUCGGCCCGGGCCGAGGAGAGCACCGCCGUGAUCAGCGUGCUGCAGCGCAUGAUCUGCAGCUACCAGCAGCUCUUCAUGGUGCCCCCUGACCUGCAGAACGAGGUGCUGAUGAGCCUGCUGGAGACGGACCCCGACGUGGUGGACUACCUGCUGAGGAGGAAGGCCUCGCAGAGCCCGGAGAGCCCCCCCUCAGAGGCCUCCUUCUCCCUGAGCGAGCGCCGCUCCUCCAGCGACUCCACCAAGCCGUCCAGCGGCGAGGUCUCGCCCUACGACAACAACUCCCCCGUCAUGAGCGAGCGCCGGGGGCCCGGGGCCACGCCCCCCCCGCCACCCUGCCUCCCCACGGACCCCUGCCUCCUCAGGCUGGGGGGCCAGCCUCCGCUCACCCCCGGUCCCCUCAGGGGCCCCCCGCGGGCCCCCAUGAUGGGGAACACCAACACCUGGGGCGGAAGAGACACGAUAUCAGAGGAGCACGCCAACAUAUGGGGGGCGUGGCAUACCACCCUGAAACCCAUGGGCAACGACCAAUCAGACAGCGGUUCCCACGGCAACGUGUCGGACGGGAGCUCCCGCAGCUCUCAGGAGGGCCUGGACGGUCUCCACGGCGACGGCCGCCCGCCCGUGAGACGCACUCAGACCUCACAGGGCGUAGCCGAGGUCCGGCCCCACCCCCCGGUGAGCCGCACCGUCUCAACGCCGCUCGGCGACCGGCGACGCCCCCAGCUCAGCCUCGACCUAUCCGGGACCUCUCGCCCCCUCGGCGGCGGCGGCGGCCAAUCGGGGAGGGGCGUGGCGGCGGCGGCGGCGGGGGCGGGAUCGAACGAGGCGGACCGGUUGGCGUUCGGGCGAGCGGGGAGUGGGCGUGGCGGCGGCGGCGGCGGCGGGAGGGUCGUCGGCGGCAAUGCCGCACACACCUCCCCCCCGCCUCGGACCCUGGCGGAGACGACGAACGUUGUGGGUGCGGUUGCUACGGCGAACAACAACAACAACCUCAGAGCCCCGCCCCCGUACGGCGGCCUGCGGAGAACGGCCCCGCCCCCUGCGGAGAUGGGGGCGGAGCCGGGGGCGGGGUCCGGGAGGUCGGAGUGGCAGGACUGGCAGAGGGACCGCUGGCAGAUCUGGCAGCUGUUGUCGUCGGACAACGCCGACACACUGCCCGAGACGCUGGUGUGACCCACGCACACACGCACACACACACACACACACAGGCACACACACAGGCACACACACACACAUACAGGCGCACACACACAUACACGCACC